GCGGGACGAACGCUGUUGCGGCGGAAUGAGGAAUGUGGAGCCAGAGAACCGCCUGGGUGACCGAGCUGCGCUGUCGCCGCUCACCAUGAGGGUGUGAUACUGUGUGUGUGUGCGUGUGGGGUCCCGCGGCCCGGUACCGCUUAGUUAUCGUCCGCUCUUUACCUGGUUCGGUAGUGAACGGCCGCCGAGUGUCGGCGAGUGGAGGCCCGACAGGCUGGUACAGUGCACCCUUCGGGGGGGGCGCCCAUGCACGCCGAUGUCCUUUCCCCCGGACCUCUGACCCGAGCCCCGAAGCGCCGUCCACGUGACCUAUGAUUUGCUGCGAGGCCAUGACUGCCGUGAACAUCGCCAGUGACAUUUUACACCGUCAGAUCAGAGAAAAGCGAGCUCUGGGCUUCCAGAGGACGUACCAUGUGACGGACCCCUUCAUCAAGAGGCUUGGCCUGGAGGCGGAGUUACAGGGCCACUCUGGGUGUGUCAAUUGUCUGGAAUGGAACGAGAGGGGAGACUUACUCGCCUCGGGUUCGGACGACCAACACGCCAUUGUGUGGGACCCGCUCCGCCAUCGCAAGCUCAUCACCAUGCACACGGGGCACGCUGCCAACAUCUUCUCCGUCAAGUUCCUGCCUCACACAGGCGACCGUAUCCUGGUGACGGGAGCAGCGGACACCAAGGUGCACGUGCACGACCUGACAGCCAAGGAGACCAUCCACAUGUUCUCUGACCACACCAACCGGGUCAAGCGUAUUGCCACGGCACCCAUGUGGCCCAAUACCUUCUGGAGUGCUGCUGAGGACGGCAUCAUCAGGCAGUACGACCUGAGAGAGAGCAGUCGGCGCUCUGAGGUGCUCAUCGACCUGACCGAGUACUGCGGCCAGCUGGUGGAGGCCAAGUGCCUGGCUGUGAACCCGCGCGACAACAACUACCUGGCGGUGGGCGCUAACGGGCCCUUUGUGCGCCUCUACGACAUCCGCAUGAUCCACAACCACAGGAAGGCGAUGAGCCAGCGGGUGACGGCUGGCGUUCACACUUUCUGUGAGAAGCAGAAGCCCAUUCCUGAUGGGGCGGGGCAGUACUAUGUAGCAGGUCAUCUCCCAGUGAAGCUACCCGACUACAACAACCGGCUGCGGGUUCUGGUUGCGACCUAUGUGACCUUCAGCCCGGACGGAACGGAGCUGCUUGUCAACAUGGGAGGGGAGCAGGUAUAUUUAUUUGAUCUGACUUUCAAGCAGAGGCCGUACACCUUUCUGCUGCCCAAAAAGUGCCACUCGGCAGGAGAGGUGCAGAACGGGAAAACCUCCACCAACGGUGUGUCCAAUGGCAUCCACCUCCCCACCAGUCGCCUCCAGUGGUCUGGCAGGUCCAACAGCAAGCUGUACAGCAGUAACUCAAACGAGCUGCCGCCCCACCUGGAACGCAUCAAGCAGAAGGCCAAUGAGGCAUUUGCGCGGCAGCAGUGGACCCAGGCCAUCCAGCUGUACAGCCUGGGGAUCCACGAGGCGGGCCGCAACGCCAUGCUGUAUGGCAACCGCGCCGCUGCCUACAUGAAGCGCAAGUGGGACGGCGACCACUACGAUGCGCUGCGUGACUGCCUCAAGGCCCUGGCGUUGAACCCGGGCCACUUGAAGGCACAUUUCCGGCUCGCGCGCUGCCUCUUCGAGCUCAAGUAUGUGGCCGAGGCGCUCGAGUGCCUAAACGACUUCAAAGGCAAGUUUCCCGAGCAGGCCCACAGCAGCGCCUGCGACGCGCUCGACAAGGACAUCAAGGCAGCGCUCUUCGCCAAGGCCGAUGCCUCGGAUGACAAGAAGGGCGGCGGCUCACUGCGCUUCCACACGUUCAGCAGGAAGCCGUCCAUCCCGGAGGACGAGGCCGUGCUGAGGGAGCGCAGCUACGACUACAAGCACCGCUACUGCGGCCACUGCAACACCACCACAGACAUCAAGGAAGCCAACUUCUUUGGCAGCAAAGGGCAGUACAUAGUGAGCGGCUCAGAUGACGGCUCCUUCUUCAUUUGGGAGAAGGAGACGACCAACCUGGUGCGGAUCCUCCAGGGGGACGAGUCCAUCGUCAACUGCCUGCAGCCGCACCCCAGUUACUGCUUCUUGGCCACCAGUGGCAUCGACCCAGUCGUGCGCCUCUGGAACCCCAGGCCUGAGACGGAGAGUGAGAAUGGCCGUGUGGUGGAGGACAUGGACGGCGCCUCCCAGGCCAACCAGCGGCGCAUGAACGCUGACCCACUGGAGGUGAUGUUGCUCAACAUGGGCUACCGCAUCACGGGCCUCAGCAGCAGUGGGGGGCCCGAAGGCUCCGAUGACGAAGACACCUCUGAGGGCCAGGUGCAGUGCCGUCCCAGCUAAAGCGGCUGUCCCUCUCCCUGGAUCCAAGACGGCGCGUGCGACUCCUCCACCGGGACUCUGUGUGCGUGCGUGUGUUUUUAUGUGUGAAUGAGAUUGAGUGAGUGAGUGAGCGAAGGAGGAGGGAGAGAAAGGGCAGUAUCCCCCACUGACACACACACACACACACACACACACACACACACACACACACAGUUGUAGUGUCCAGUGAAUGUCUCAGCUUUACACUAUGCACAAAGCCAUGGGAGGACAGGGGCCCAAGCACAGGACUACGGAGGGUGGUGACACAAUCGAUGGGCCAUGAAAGUUCUGCCCAAGUAGGAUGCUUCACCCAUGGAUGCGGGGACACAGGGACAUGUCACGGUCCUCUGGUGAAACAGAGAAGAACGUUCAAACCAAACGAGAUGCGCGUCCCUGUCCUCCCUCCUUUGCCCGUGCGCAGAAGCUGUUGCUGUUCCAAAGACGUCCAGCUGUGCUGCAGACAGCGGCUCCUCUUCAAGGGCCAAUUUCUCCUUUCACCUGUUUGUUUGCUUUGUGUGUGUUGAAGAGGUGGGGUCACUUCAUUGCUCUGCCCGCAGCUUCAUCACGGCACACCUUUUGGGCGUAUCGCCGGUUCUCCAGUUUUGGGAUUUGAGGCGUCGCGCACAUGGAUGUCCUCGUCUUUGGGGCCAGGGUGGUGGGACCUGUGACCUGAAUGGGCUUCGUGUCUAAGACUGUAUGUUCCGGUGUGUGAAUUCUCUAGGCAGAAAGGAAAAAAAAAAAAAAACUUGCAGAACAUUUAUUAGCUUAACUGCUUGAGGUACCUGGUGAAAAGUGCUACAUAGAAGGGAAGAGACACGAGGAGUCAAGUCUUUGUGAUGCAUCGUGACCCAGGCGUGUGGCGCAUAACAUCACGCUGCUUCACUGAGGGAAGGUGGCUAGGGAUGUGCGGUCGAGGAGCGCUGCAGCUCUCGUGGGGCAUGGGGUCGCAUUCUGCUCGAUGGCACAACCUGCCCAGGUUCCACAUGAGCAGCACGAAGUGUCUGAGCACCUCUUAUCUGAUGUUUUAUUUCAGUCUGCAUACUUUGUGUGUGUCCACUUGGGUUGGAGAGCGUCUGGUGGCACUGGGAACCGCUGGGUAGUUGUGGCUGAGUCCUUUGUGCUUCUCAGGCUGCUCUUAGAAGGUUCAGAAUUCUGCUUCUUUCUGGAUCUCAAGCCCGUGGACUGCAGAGGUCAGGCCGCAGAGAGCUGUCGGCAGGGACUGUAGAACAGACCGUAGAACCAUUCAGGGCGCCGGAUCCUGACCCCCUGCAUCUAUGCUUUUAAGAGGCAGUCGGAGAACGUUUGUGGCCAUGUUGUAUUCUGCUUGUGGUCGUUAGUCCUUCUCAUUCAUAGAAUGUGUUGUUGAAGUCGCAUCCCGAGCAGCUUUCCCAUGUUACUGGGCUGUUGCGAGGAGCUAACAGGCAAGUCAGACAGGGCAGGAGACAGGUGGGUGUGAAUGCUGUGGGUCCUGGAGCAGGUUUCCCAUUGCAAACUUGUGGCUCUUCCUUUGUUACCGCGUGAGUUCAGAGCGCAGUAAUGGCACCUCUUUGCCCUUGGUUCUUCACAAAUGGGAAGUGACUCAGUACUUCUGGGUCACAGUCAGAACCUGGCCGAUUCACGUGUCUCUGUCGUGUGCUCAAGGUCCGCCGUAGGCCCAGAACAUUGAAAAAAGUAGAGUGCGAAAGACUGGUUAUCUAACACUAGACUUCCAUGUGAUAUAUUUUUGUUAAAAUAUUCUGUUUUUCAAUGUUUUCUUUGUUCCCUUGGCUCUUCAAUCAGUUUGUUGCAAGAAAAAAAUAAAUGAGAA
Molecule: messenger RNA, 4182 nt
Organism: Scleropages formosus (Asian bonytongue)
Lineage: Eukaryota; Metazoa; Chordata; Actinopteri; Osteoglossiformes; Osteoglossidae
Gene: wdtc1
Product: WD and tetratricopeptide repeats 1
Exons: 15
Coding region: 312-2357 (681 amino acids)
Biological process (GO): negative regulation of fatty acid biosynthetic process
Cellular component (GO): cytoplasm; Cul4-RING E3 ubiquitin ligase complex
Molecular function (GO): protein binding
Source: RefSeq, a predicted model, not a curated record